Aspergillus pseudoviridinutans is the source of this 4260-nucleotide messenger RNA. RefSeq names its product SKI complex subunit tetratricopeptide repeat protein SKI3. Bases 1 to 4260 code for a protein of 1419 amino acids. Gene Ontology annotation, cellular component: Ski complex. The transcript has 3 exons. NCBI's taxonomy places the organism in Eukaryota, Fungi, Ascomycota, Eurotiomycetes, Eurotiales, Aspergillaceae. Gene Ontology annotation, molecular function: protein binding. The record is from RefSeq and is a predicted model, not a curated record.
AUGUCAACAAAAUCGGCUCUGAAGGCAGUGCGCAUUGCGCUGGACUCCAGGGAUUUCGAAGAUGCUGCCGAAAAAGCCAAAGCGGUGGUGAAGCAAGAGCCUCAAAACUAUCAUGCGAACGUCUUUCUGGGUCUAGCGCUGGAUAAAUUAAACAAAAAUGAAGAAUCCGAGCGCGCAUAUCUCGCAGCAACUCGUGCAAAAUCCGACGACAAGACAGCGUGGCAGGGAUUGAUCAAUCUCUACGAGAAACAGGGAGGCUUUAAGCUAGAUGCUUAUCAUGAGGCAGCUCUGAGACUUGGUCAGAUAUUUGCCGAAGUCGAUGACAAGCACCGUUGCCAGGAUGUGGUGGAUAAAUAUAUCAAGUUCGCGAAGAAGCAGGGCACUCGAUCGCAAUAUAAAAAAGCCCUCGCCCUACAGCUCCCAACGAAUCCGCUUUAUAGCUACCUCGAAGGACGGAUACCGCAUCCUUCCCACACAUACCUCCGCCUCAUAGAAAUGACGGAAUCGGAGGAAAAGGAAUUUAUUAAUAGAGAAAUUGGAGAGCGAAGGACCCGGCUCGGUGCGAGAAUCGAUCAUGUGACCAUGGAGGUGAAAAGAGAGGCUUUCAAACGGGGCGAGCUUGAGCAGCUAUACCGUGGGAUAGUGGAUUGGUCCCAUGAUGACCAAGUUCGACGUACCUACGAAGAAAAGCUUCUACAGCGAGCUUAUGAAGUACUUGUCGUUCUCCCGCCCGCCGAAAAGGCUGAAAAGCGCGCUGAGGUCUUGCAAGCUGCUCGCGGCAUGGUCAUCAUUAAACACCCUUUUGAGCUGGCCUGGAAGAUUAUACUCGAGUGGCACGACAUUCAAAGCUUCUCGGAGUGGGACCUCAAUUUCCUAAAGGACUUUAUCGAGUUCUUCCCAGAAGAUGGUCUUACGAAGAUUCUGAAAGGCUUCUUAGCCAGUGACCUCUCCCCCUUCCCGAAAGAGACGAAGGAGACGAAGGAAUCUACACCCACUGAGGAAGAGACCGAAAAUGGAAACGGCGAUAAUCACGAGCUGGAUGUACAGGAUCGCUUGUUAAUGAUGGUGGAAGGCCUCGAAGCAUCUCGCUCCUCAGUCGUCGCAAAUCGCAUCAUGGGUGAGCUUUAUUUGUCACUGGAAGAAUACGAUAGCGUUGUGGAUGUUGCACGGAAGGGUCUCUCAAAUAUCACAGAUCUCGCCAGGCUGACUGGGGUAGGCCUGGUCAACACUACUGACUGCCUAAAAACUCUACUGGCGAAUUCUUUGAUCUACUACCAGAUCCCUCGGCAUCACCCCGAAGCUAAAGAAAUCUUCGAAGAGAUUUUGCAGAGAAAACCAACAUCCACAGCCUCUCUGCUGGGCAUUGGAUUGAUUCUCAAGGUCGACGAGGACUAUGCUGAAGCUGUCAACUUCUUGGAGCGUGCUCUAGAGCGUGACCCGUCUAACCUUAAAAUCAGAGGUGAGCUUUCGUGGUGUAAGGCCCUCAAUGGGGACCUUGAGACUGGUCUGCACGGCCUUCGGGAUGUGUUCGCUGAAUUACAAGACACGGAGUCGCCAAAUCGUGAUUUUAAGAGUGAGAUCCUUUACCGCAUAGGUUACUGCCAAUGGGAGCUCGAUCCAUCGCCAACUGCGCGCAAGGAUCGCAAUGGUGCUUAUGCCAGUUUUCUUGGAUCCAUUCAAUCCAACAUCAACUUUGCCCCUGCAUACACGAGCUUGGGUAUCUACUAUGCGGACUACAAAAAGGACAAAACACGAGCACGCAGGUGCUUCCACAAGGCGUUCGAAUUAUCCGCGUCCGAAAUCGAAGCCGCUGAACGGCUCGCGAGGACAUUCGCGGACCAAAAGGAAUGGGAUUUGGUUGAAGCCGUGGCUCAGCGCGUCGUUGAUUCGGGCAAAGCAAAGCCUUCACCGGGCUCAAAGAGAAGGGGCUAUAGCUGGCCAUAUGCCGCUUUGGGUACUGUUCAAAUGAACAAGCAGCAGUAUGCCCAAAGCAUUGUCUCGUUUCAAUCAGCUCUGAGAAUCUCGCCAGGCGACUACCACUCGUGGGUUGGCCUUGGAGAAAGCUACCAUCACUCUGGAAGAUAUAUUGCCUCUGCGAAAGCUUUCGAUCAUGCUCAGCAAUUGGAAUCAGCUCUUUCACCCGAUGAAAGAGAGCAUAUUUGGUUCGCAAGGUACAUGCUCGCAAAUGUAAAACGGGAGCUCGGUGAAUUUGAAGACGCCAUCUCACGCUAUGAGGAUGUUUUGAAAUUCCGACCGAAUGAGCUUGGGGUGACCAUUGCGUUGCUUCAGACUCUCACCGAAAGUUCGUGGAAGAGCCUCGAAUUAGGCUUGUACAAUGACUCUGUCGAACUGGCGCGUAAGGCUAUAGUUGUCGCGGCAUCGCUUGCGAAGGAACGUGUGGGCAUUUUCAAUCUGUGGAAGGCCGUCGGCGACGCCUGCUCUAUGUUCACUUACGUCAAAGGAAAGGCGAGCAAAUUCCCAGUUCAGGAAGUGAAGGCGCUGCUUACAACUCAAGUUGAGCCCUCGGCUUUCGAUAUAUUUGCCGAAAUAGACGAGCUUGGCCAAAGCUGUCUGUCGCUUUUCGAUGAGGUUAGUGACACUGUCAGUCCGUCAGAUAAGUGUAUAUAUGCCUCUAUUCUUGCAUACAAGAGAGCUAUUCACGUUUCGGCGCAAGAUAUACAUGCUCAAGCAGUUGCCUGGUACAAUCUGGGAUGGGCAGAAUACAGGGCUCUCAGAUGCGUGCAGGUGCACUCUGGCAGCAAGGGCAAGAAGCCGACACGCCGGUUCCUGAAGACAGCAAUGCGCUGCUUCAAGAGAGCGAUUGAAUUGGAAGCCGGCAAUUCGGAGUUUUGGAACGCCCUGGGUGUGGCAACUACAAAUAUGAGCCCGAAGGUUGCCCAACAUGCUUUUGUGAGGAGUUUACAUUUGAACGAGAGAAGCGCACAAGUUUGGACUAACUUAGGAACGCUUUACCUCAUUCACAAUGAUAUCCAACUCGCCAAUGAAGCUUUCACGCGCGCGCAAUCCACCGAUCCGGACUACUCUCUGGCGUGGGUUGGCCAAGGGUUCCUGGCUUUGCUAUUUGGGGACCCACAUGAAGCAAGAGGUCUUUUUGAGCAUGCCUUCGACAUCUCCAACUCCUCAACCACGUUACCGAGACGCCAGUACACGCUCACCUUGUUCGACCGCCUCAUCUCAGACUCUUCUGCAUCGAAUGAGAUAUCACAACUCAUUCAGCCAUUUUUCGCGCUCCUGCAACUUUCCUCUCAAGACCCGUCCAAUUUACAGUUUAUGCAUCUUACCGCGCUCAUGGCCGAGAGAAUUGGCGAGCUUUCAGAUGCGGAGGCUAGCUUGCACGUCGUAUGUUCUGGUGUCGAGGCGGAAUAUGAGGUGUCUGAAUCGACCUCGUCGCUCUCUAGAUACGCACAGUCGAAUGCAGAUAUGGCUCGUGUUCUUCUUGCACGCCAAGAAUUUGAGCAAGCAGUAGAGAAAGCGGAAAUGGCGCUUACCCUAUCUGGUGAAGAAGACGCAGAGAAAUCCGACCCGGAGGCAAACAGAAAACUACGUCUGUCAGCUCAUCUGACUGCUGGAUUGGCGCAAUAUUACUUGAAGUCAAUGGACAACGCGAUUGACAUGUUCCGAGACGCCCUGCAAGAGGCAGAUAAUGCACCGGAGGUAGUAUGUCUCCUAGCACAGGUUCUGUGGGCCAAGGGUGGUGAUGAGGAGCGGACCGUGGCUCGCCAGCAGCUGUUUGACUGUGUUGAAGAACACCCUGACCAUGUUGGAGCGGUAUCGCUCUUGGGAACUAUUGCGCUACUAGAUGACGACAAGGACGUCAUUGAAGCAGUUGCUUCAGAUCUUCAGAACAUGAUCACAAGAGAUGACAUUGAUAUCCACGACCGGACUAGGUUGACUAAGCUGUUGACAGCGAUCUCUACUUUGGGCUUGACUGAGGACUCCCAAAUUCCAGAGGACCUCAGACGCCUUGGAGAGGCUACAGCUGCCGUCAUGAGGUUGCCAGGUCAGCCACAAGGCUGGCAGGAGCUAGCAGCAGCAUCUCAGGAACUGUAUCCCGCGGAGAUGGCUGUUGACAGAGCACUGCGAAGCGUUCCACCACGGAGCAAUCUCGAUGCUGUCGACCUCUGUGACGCGUAUGCACAGACUGGCAAGGCAGGUGAUGCGAUCAAGGCGAUUAUGGUCGCACCAUGGAAGCAAAGUGGCUGGGAAGAGCUCAAGCAUGCUGUGUCAGGAUUAGUCUAA